This is a messenger RNA of Emiliania huxleyi CCMP1516, 411 nucleotides long. RefSeq lists its product as hypothetical. The transcript is spliced from 3 exons. NCBI's taxonomy places the organism in Eukaryota, Haptophyta, Isochrysidales, Noelaerhabdaceae. The record is from RefSeq and is a predicted model, not a curated record. The annotation marks the transcript as partial.
GUCGACUUGCUCCUCGCCUCGUGCCCGAUCGCCUGCGCCGACACGGCGCCGCCCGACUGCUGCCGGCUCGCGGCGUGCGAGUCGACGCAGUGCUCCUCGGACGGCAACGACUGCUGCGCACCCUGCUUCGGCUGGUCGAACGAACCGCAGCCAAACGGCGGGCACUCGUUCAACGACCCGGGCGGCAGCUGCGAGCGCGCGACGUGCCACGGCGACCUCGUCCCUGUCCGCUUGCCCGGCCACGGCUGCUGGGGCAAGUUCUCGGACGGGCUCUACACGUGCUGCCCAGUCGACGUGGCGCGCGCGCAGUUCCCUGCGUGGAGGCCGCCCUCCAUCUUCCAGGACGCGAACGGCGGCAAGGGCGACGGCGCGUACGAGUUCGACAGGAACGAUUCGCCCGACUACUGCUAG